AUGCUCGACUUGCCAGAGGUCCUCGACUUGCUGUUUCCCGAGCGCAGCCCCGCUCGAACCCCUCCGCUCGAGCUUCACCUCCCCGCUGUCCUCCCGCAAGAUGCGCUCGACCUCACGCUCUCGCCGCCGGGACGGCUCGACUUGGUGGACUCUGGGGACGAGGGAAAAGCGUUCCAACCCUUGGCCGCCCAUUCAGCGAACGAGCCGGACAAUAUGGGGCGCCGGCCAUCCCUGCACCGUGCCAGCACAUCCUACCAGAGCUCCCCGCUUCCCGCCAGCCCGUCCCCGACGUUGGACGACGCCUCCUUUGGCGUGCGGUCCCUUGCUUUCGGCGUCUUUACGAGCCCGAGUAGCUUCUCAGCCGAGUGGGAGCGCGAGGGAAAGGGCGUCGACAAGGUCUGGCUGGAAACGAGCGCGAAGGAGAAGAAGACGUCGAUGGUCGUGCGGAUGUGGGAGGAGGGAAGCCCUUUCUCGACGGUGCCGACAAAUGCUGCGAGCAUCCGCAUUACGGUCGAAAUCGGCUCAGUCGAAACCGCCUACAAUUCGCCCGGCAGUUCAUCGCUCUUCCUCCAACUCUCCCGAGCGGCCACUCUGGGACGCUUGCCUGCACCUUCUGGCUCCAGCAGGCCUCGAGGACGACAAAUCCAUUCCUUCGACGACGCCCACGGGCGCGUGGCAGAGUUUGCCGGCCGAGCUUUGCGUCUGAAGUUCCGGACUGAGCCCGAACUGGCGGGCUUCCUCAAGCAUGCCGCCGACGCCAAUUUCCCUCGCAUCUCCUCCACUAUCGUCACCCUCGACACAGUCGCCCGCUUCAGCGAAACGUCCCUUGCCAUGCUGCAGAGCUGGCUGCUCACGCUCGACUUCCGGAUCGCCUUCCAGGUCGAGAAGCUCGUGCGCAACGGACUCGUCGAUCCAGUCAAAGCACUCGAGCUGCGAGACCAAAUCGAAGGCCUCAUCGCCAAGAAGAGCGUCUCUCUCGCUGAGCGAACUUUGGCGUUCUUCGCCGACCGCCUAUCAUCGCUCGACCCGCAUGCAGAAGAGCCGGACGACGACCUGGUCAUCCUUGACCCGCCUCCUCGUCCAACUAGACGACAGCGUCGGAAAACCGACUCGUCCAUCCUCACUCUCGGCUCGAGCGACGAGUCUUCCUCUGAGGACGAAGACGAUCUCCUAAUCCUCGGUUCGAGCCUGCCCUACUUUCAAGACAUGCAGCCUCGCCAUCCCACCCAUCUCUCGACUCAGGAGCUCUCGACUCUGCUCGACCGGGCCGUUGACGAGUUCGAGAAGCUCGGGCAAUUCCUCGCGGAGGCGGAGGAAACCCAGCUCAUCCGGCAGGUCACCUUCACGGCCACUCGAGUUCUCCUCUUCGGUCCUUACUUGGGCGACACCAACUCGAUCGUGCGCGCGUACGACCGACCCGAACUUUUCGUCUCAGUCGCCGUGCGUCAUGAGGACGGGUCGAGCCUUCGCGAACGGGACGACAGCCUCAUCGUCUCUCGCUUGUCCCCUCUCUUCCGCGACGGCUUCGAGCUCGGCGGCCGCUCGUGGAGAUUCCUCGCAUGGUCGUCCUCCGGCUUGAAGAGCUCGUCCUGCUUCUUCGUCUCUCCCUUCCGCCUUGCCGACGAAACGCUCGUUACGCCCACCUUGAUUCACCGAUCGAUUGGCGACUUUACCGGCUCGGAGACCGCCUUGAUCCCCGCCAAAUACAUGGCUCGCAUCGCCCAGGCGUUCUCGUCGUCCAAGCCAAGCCUCACGCUGAAACCGGACCAGAUCCUCUCGAUCGAGGAUAUCACGGCACCCGACGGCUCCUGCUUCUCGGACGGUGUCGGUUUGAUUUCGCCGUCGCUCGCGAGCGAUGUCGUCGAGAAGCUCGGCAUCAAGCUGGGCAAGGAGGAGAAGCCGCCAACCUGCUUUCAGUUCCGGCUAGGCGGAGCGAAAGGGAUGCUGCAGGUUGAUCCGACGCUCGAAGGCAAGGUCGUCGCCCUCCGACCUUCGCAAGUCAAGUUCCGCUCCACCCUCACCUCGCUCGAAAUCGCCGGCACCUUCGAAGCCGGUCCGGGAUACCUCAAUCGACCGCUGAUCACCCUUCUCGAGAACCUCGGCAUACCCGCCGACAUCUUCCUCAAGUUGCAGGCCAAGGCGACCGCCAAGAUUCGCAAGAGUCGCGCGAGUCUGCCGUCCGCCGUCAAGCUCCUUCGCGACUGGAGUCUCGCUUCCGGCACUCGCUUCGUCAGUGCCCUCGGAUUCCUGGCGAAAGACCCCGCCACGCGAGACGCCGCAUUCGCCAACCCAUUCGUCGCCCGAUGCCUCGACGCCUCGGUCGUCCACGCGCUACGAGACAUCAAAUACUCUGCACGCAUCCCGCUUCCCGGAUGCUACAAUCUCGUCGGCGUCGUCGACGUCGACGGCUGUCUUGCGGAAGACGAGAUAUACGCCCGCAUCUCCCGCUCAGACGGCUCGACCGAGUACCUGCACGGCACGAUCGCCAUCAGUCGGAGCCCGACGAACCAUCCUGGCGAUUGUCGGAUCGUUCGCGCGGUCGGCAAGCUGCCGAAAGGUGCGGGAGAGAGGAUUCGCGGCUUAACAAACUGCGUCGUCUUUCCCGUACACGGGUCCCGCUCGCUGCCGUCGAUGCUGGCCGGAGGCGAUCUCGACGGCGACGUCUACCUUCUUCUAACCGAGGCGAGCGGCCUGGUGCCCUCACCCGAUCGCAUCGCUGAGCCUGCGGCGUACGAUGCGGCUCCGACCGUCAAGCUGGACCGGGAAGUCAGCGUCGAGGAUGGCGGCGAGUUCUUCUUCAAGUACAUUACGCGAGACCUUACAGGACUCGUCGCGACCCGACAGCUGCUCCUCGCGGACUCGUACGCCGAGGGCCUCUUUCACCCGGAUUGCCUCAAGCUUGCGCAGCUUCACUCCGACUGCGUCGACGCCGCCAAGAGCGGCACUUUCGUCCCGCAACACGCCGUCCCGCGAGUCACGCAGCGAGGAUGGCCCGACUUCCUGACGAACGACGCGCCGGACAGUUACCGCUCGUCAAAGGCGCUCGGUCAGCUGUACCGCGCCAUCGACGAGAAGGACUUUGCGGUUGCCAAGCCGAAGUCUUCGUCGAAUCCGGCCUUCCUCCUCGACAUUGACCCGCAGCGGCGACUCACGAAGGCGCUGGAAUCGGUCUCGCUGCCAUUCCUUCUCUCAAAGCGUCUCAAACCACCUUCCCGUCCCCUCAUCGCGCACUAUCGCGCCUACCUCCCCUCCUUCUCCUCCGAGCUGUCGAAGCUUCUCUCGCUUUCGCCAACGCCUCUUCGCGCCGGCAAUCUCCAUUUGGCGGAAGAGUCGCUCUUCCUCAGCGUCGUCCUCGGCACGAAGCGUCUGCAGAAGAGCGACAAGCUCGACGCGGGCAAGCGGCGCGAACAAAGCGGGAUGUUGUUCGCCGUCGUCAGAAAGGUCAUCAGGGAGGGCAUGUAUUCGAGCGGGCGACCGGUGAAGACGUCCAGAGCGGUGCAGAACGCCUGGGCGGCGUGGUUGGCCGCAGUGGAGGAGAGCGAGGACCGGUCGAAGCUUGCGACGGCGGAGAAGAAGCGAGCCGCCUCCGGCAGGCGCGUCGGUGGAGCGACAGACUCGGGUCGCCUGUUGGGGCUGAGUUCGUGGGCUUGGCUGGCGCUGGGCGUCAUGGCCGAAGAGCUGGAGCGGCUGGAGAAGGAGAACGUUGAAGUCCUUGUUGUUGACUAG
Rhodotorula toruloides NP11 is the source of this 3726-nucleotide messenger RNA. RefSeq names its product RNA-directed RNA polymerase. The record is from RefSeq and is a predicted model, not a curated record. The transcript has 7 exons. Gene Ontology annotation, molecular function: RNA-directed RNA polymerase activity. Gene Ontology annotation, biological process: siRNA processing. The coding region runs from base 1 to 3726 and encodes 1241 amino acids. Gene Ontology annotation, cellular component: nuclear RNA-directed RNA polymerase complex. Lineage: Eukaryota; Fungi; Basidiomycota; Microbotryomycetes; Sporidiobolales; Sporidiobolaceae.